Eruca vesicaria subsp. sativa (arugula) is the source of this 369-nucleotide messenger RNA. Lineage: Eukaryota; Viridiplantae; Streptophyta; Magnoliopsida; Brassicales; Brassicaceae. The record is from the annotation of a GenBank genome assembly.
AUGAAAGAUAUCCCAAAGUUUUCAGAUAAUGUCAAUAUCGGUAUUCUGGAUAUUGAAAGUGAUACUGUCGGUUCUCCAGCAUCACAAUCUCCUGGAUUUUCUUCAUCUACAAUCAAUUUAAAAAUCAAUUUAAACAGUGAUGAUGGUGGUUCAAAUUUGUCACAACGUUCUAUUGGAUCGAAGAAAGCAAAACUCAAAAGAAAACUUGAUGAAGGUAAUACUUCUGUGGAUAAUUUAGUUUCAUCAAAUGAACAAAUCCUAAAUUUCUUGAAAGAAAGUGCAUCAUCUAGGGAAAAAAAUAAUGAGAUGGUUCUGUUACGCAUGCAAAAUCAAGCAAAAACUUUAGCUCUAAAAGAAAUGGAGGAAUAA